UUGAGGUGUGUUCGGUAUUUGUGUUAGAUGAUUCGGAUAACAGUGCCGUCGGCUGUUUAGUUUGACUCUACAGUAAAAAACAAGAAAAAGAAAAUCUAAAUGUAAUUCAUAUUCCGACGAGUUACAGUGUAACGCGGUAAGCCAGAUGACCUUAUUUGGCUCAGUAAAUCCUUUUGGAUGCCACCAAAAAGCGGACAUACACCCAUCUCGAGCUCAAUGAGUAAUGAACCCAUUCUGGAGCAUGUCGACAAACGCUGGUCGAAAGAGAUCUGACAGUGAAGAGCAAAGUGGUCAGGGGGAGCAGAGAGCCAGUCCAGCUCGUCCUCCAUUUGGCAAGAAGCAGCUUCCCUCCAUUCCAAAGAAUGCAGUCCCCAUCACUAAAGCCGCCUCACCAGCCUCCUCUACACAGUCAGCCAAUGGCACCCAUGCCUCAUACGGGCCUUUCUACCUGGAGUACUCGCUGCUAGCAGAAUUCACAUUGGUGAUCAAGCAGAAGCUCCCUGGCAUCUAUGUACAGCCUUCAUACAGAUCAGCAUUGAUGUGGUUUGGUGUCAUUUUCAUUCGACAUGGCUUGUACCAGGAUGGUGUGUUUAAGUUUACCGUGUACAUCCCUGAUAACUACCCAGAUGGAGACUGUCCUAGGGUGGUUUUCGACACGCCAGUUUUCCACCCAUUAGUUGACCCGGUCUCUGGUGAGCUUGACGUGAGGAGAGCUUUCACCAAAUGGAGACGAAACCACAACCAUAUCUGGCAGGUUCUUAUGUAUGCACGCACAAUCUUCUACAAGAUCAACACCAUGGAUCCACUCAACCCUGAAGCCGCUGUGCUGUAUGACAAAGACAUCCAGCUUUUCAAAAGCAAGGUUGUAGACAAUGUUAAGUUAUGCAAUAGCCACUUGUUUGACCAGCCAAGGAUAGAUGAUCCUUAUGCAAUAAGCUUCUCCCCAUGGAAUCCAGCAGUGCAUGAAGAGGCAAAAGAGAAGAUGUUUGCACAUAAAAGACGACCUGAGGAUUACAAAGGAUUGCCGGUGUCUGGGCUGUCUUGGGUGAAGACUGGUUCUACUCAGCCUUUCAGCAAAGAGGACAACCCCCUUCAGACAUGAACCUUCAGUAUCUCGGUCUGUCCACCAGGAGGGGUGCUACGCUAUUGUUGCUGUGCUGAACCAUAUAAAUUGAAUUCUGAGGCAGUUCUAUGAACUUCAUUAGCAACAUUCUCAGCUUUAAAAGAACUGUAUUUUAAACCACUAAAAUGGCUUGAACUAUAACAUUUUUCCAGUAUAGAUCUAAUGACUCCACUCAUUUCGAUGCCGAGGCUUGAACGAAGUCAGAGGGCACAGAGCUUGUUCUAGUCAAUACUGUAACUUGCACGUUAAUGUUUUCAGGCACAACAAACCACCUCACUUGUUUGUGUACACUCAAAUAUAUAUGUGUAUAUAUAUGUGUGAUUUACGCAUUUCAAUUUAACAAGAAUUCCACCAAAUUGAAUCUUUAAUUAAAAUAAACUAAAUUAUUUAAAGUUUUAUUAGUUUUGUUAAACACUACACAAUUCAGUUUGAUGGAAUUUUAUGAAAUGCGUAAAUCUUAAAAAUAGGCUAAAAUAUAUAUAUAUAUAUAUAUAUAUAUAUAAUUUUUUUUUUUUUUUUUUUUUUUUGGCUAAUGAUUUAAGAUUUAUUUCCUUUUACAUUGGUUUUCCUUUCCCUACAAUCUUUGUUAAUGAUUUUAGAUUGGGACAGAACACUCUGUGUAUGUAUUUUGGUUGUUUUUUUGUUGUUGUUUUUUUUUAAAUAUUGUGUAAUAAAAGUCCUGUGUAUGUAAUGGUUGUAAUGUAAAGUGCUGCACAAGACAAAUACCAUUCAUUAAGACCAAGUUCAUCCUUAAUGUUCAGUAAUGUAAUUCACUUUGUGUCCUAAUGGCUCAAUCUUAAAGGGUUUGAUGUGUAAAUAGUGGAGCAGUUCAAUGAAAUGAGUGGCCUCUUUAGCAGAGCCCACAACUCCCUCAUUUAUUUAUCUAGGUAUGUACAUUUGGUAUAUAAUCAAUUUUAGUUUUUUUUUUUUUUUUAUUAUUAGUAGUAGUAGUAGGUAUUUUAUUUUUAUUUAUUUAUUUUUUUUGUCUAUUUUGGGUGAUUUCAGUGAGCAUGCUAAUAUGAGCUCUGCUAUAUAAGCAAUGGAAGUUUUUUUUUUUUUUUUUUUUGAAUAAAUCUGUUGAAGGCAAAUAAAUGCAUAAAACACA
Myxocyprinus asiaticus (Chinese sucker) is the source of this 2228-nucleotide messenger RNA. It is a transcript of the gene aktip, whose product is annotated as akt interacting protein. The record is from RefSeq and is a predicted model, not a curated record. Bases 224 to 1102 code for a protein of 292 amino acids. NCBI's taxonomy places the organism in Eukaryota, Metazoa, Chordata, Actinopteri, Cypriniformes, Catostomidae. The transcript has 10 exons.